CACCGGUGGGAUCAAACGUGUUUUGCUUUCGCUCCUCCGUGCUUUGAAGUACACAUACAAUAUACAGUUGAUAGCAGAGAGAAGUGUUGGUGUGAGUGUUUGUGAUUACCCUUUAAUGGAUGCCAUUCUGCGCAUCAUCCCAUUCGAUGUCGAGAAGAUCUAGUAGGCGCAGCACCCCCAGCAACAAGGGGGGCGCCAUCAAUCGUUCCAAAGCUGGCACCGAUGUCAUAGCAACCAUCGACAAACAAAGCCAUCGCAAAUCGAAUCCCAGAUCGCAACCCGCGAUGGAUCGCCGUCGCCUGUCAGCGCAUUCCGAUUCGUCCCAGGAACCGAUGGAUAUAAGUUCCUCCAACCGGACGGCGAGCAGCACCGAUACGAACAAUUCUUCCCUGAACAAUAACAACAACAGCAGUCGGUUGUUGAGUAAAACCGCAGCCUCGGUAAGUGCGGAUUCGGAUAAUGUUGAUUCGGAUGAGGACCAGCGUCGUUCGAUGCAGCAUCUGUUCCAGGCCCGUCACAACGCGCGAAGCGAAAAUCUGCAUCAGGUGAUGGACAACAUGCUGAGGCGUAAAUUUCAUAGUCUCAAUAAUAACAACUACAGCGGAAAGCACCUCCCAGCUUCGGUGGGUACAACGCUACUGCAGCAGCAUCUGGCGGCAGCGGCUAAUGAUAACAACCUAACCGAGAUGGAGGGUAAGAAAUAUGUGUGCCCAAUUUGCGAUAUAGUUUCGGUGACGAAGCACGAUUUUACCGAGCACAUCCGGUCACACAACAACAGCAAAUCAUCGUCUGGCGAUCGGGACAAUGGCGAGGGUGGCCAGUUUGUGUGUAAAAUCUGCUCGAAAGUCCUAUCGUCCGCUUCCUCGCUGGAUAGGCACGUCCUGGUGCACACCGGCGAGCGGCCCUUCAACUGUAAGUACUGCAAUCUGACGUUCACGACAAAUGGAAAUAUGCAUCGACAUAUGCGAACCCACAAGCAGUCCGAGCGGGAGAGUUACGAGAGUGAUGGGUCCACCGAUAGUGGUGGGAGUAGUGCGGCUAGUAGUGGGAUGUCUAACAAUAACAACAAUAGCUACAAUAACAACUACGAUGGUGAGGGUAAGCGGAAGAAUGCGGAUGAGAAUGUCCACUACAAGCGCAAGAUACGCACGAAUAAUAAUAACAACAUUCUGGACGGAAGUGUCACAGAAGGGGUGCAGAAGUUCUGCUGCCCGGUUUGCGUCCGGAACGAUUUCUCCAGCAUGAUCAGUUUGGAGAACCACAUGGACCGCGAGCAUCCGCAAAUUCCAGCCAAAUGUCGCCACUGCGAGAUGGUUUUUAAGACCUAUAAAGCCUUGAAUGCCCAUCGCUGUGGUAACAACAACUACCAGAAUAUUACCCCCGGGUUUAAGGACCUAACCUUUGUGGACUUUUCCAGCGAAAAGUUCCCCCUGAUAGCGAAGAGUGUCUGCGAGCAGAGCAUCCGGACGCCGGUUACGAGUCAGAAGUUUGAAUGCUCUAAAUGCUAUCGAGCGUUUCCCUGCUCGAAGACGCUCGAUAUGCACGUGCGAGAUUGUGGCGUGUCGGAUUACAGCUCCAGCGGAGGUGGUGGCGAGAAGCGUAAGUGGAAAACCAGCGAAGCUUCCUCGGAGGACGACCUGAAGCGGGACGAUUUCUUUGCCAAUCUUGACCUGCAGAACAAAUCCAUGUCGACGAACAUCUCUUCGAACGUUUCGGAAGCCCCCACCACGCCAUCCUCCCUGGACAAGUCGUUCUCCUCGCCGAUCAUGGCCAGGGAGAUUAAACAGGAGCCAAACUAUUACCACCACAGCGGUGCCAACUAUCCGCCCCAGCAGGAUACCAAAGAUCUCGCCGACAUCCAGUCGAUCAUCAAUGUCACCUCGUCCGGGGGAUUCUUCCGACAGCUGGACAAAGACCCCUACCCACCCAUGAAGGACGAAGAGGAAGCUCAGGAUGCGUUCACCGCCGAGUUCCGCAAGAUGAAACUUCGGGGUGAGUUUCCUUGCCGUCUGUGUACUGCUGUUUUUCCAAACCUGCGAGCCUUGAAAGGUCACAAUCGCAUUCACGUCUCGGCAGCCGGUUUGGGGCCCUAUCGUUGCAACAUGUGCCCGUACGUGAUCAACGACAAAGCGACUUUGAUUCGGCAUAUGCGAUCGCACAACGGAGAUCGGCCGUACGAAUGUGCCCUCUGCAAUUACGCCUUCACCACCAAAGCCAACUGCGAACGCCAUCUCCGCAAUCGUCAUGGUCGGGCCACACGGGAGGAAGUCAAGCGCGCCAUCAUCUAUCAUCCCUCGGAGGAUUCCUCCUGCGAGGAUCCGCUCAAGAAAAUGCAAAUGUUCAACACCCCUCCGGGGGAUUUUGAUCGUGACGUGGACGUCGAUCACCCCUCGGGUCGCAGCACACCGGUGUCCCAUCUGAAGGAGAUGCUGAUGCCCAUCCCGAUGAGUCUAGUCACCAAAAUCGAUAGCACUCCGAUUCCCACGACGCCAGCCAAAAUUCAGGUCAAAAGCUUGGAGAAACUCAAUCAAUUAACGCCUCCCCAGGAUCAGGACUACGAGAAGGAAGCUCCGCAAACUCCCAUCUCUCAACCAACUCCAGAUACGGCUCGUCCCAUGGAUCUUAGCAUGGAUGCGUUAGAUUUGAGUAAGAAACCUGAACCGAUCAUUCGUCGAGAGCAUGAUGCCGACUCUGAUCAUCCUCGAUCGGACGCCGAAGAUGACGAAGAAGAUCGCGUCGACGAUGACGACGCUGAAGAUGAAGACGAAGAGGAACAGCAGCCGGCCAAAAUUCCCAAACUGGAUCUCUCGCUGCUGGAGAAAAACCAACAACAAAUCCAACUCAUGCAGCAGAAGCUCUUCAGUGAAGCUCUCUCCAAACUGGACCCCGCUCACUAUUUCCAGCUUAGCCAGCUGUACAGCCGCUUCAGCUUCCCGGCGGCAGCGGCCUUUCCCCUGCAUCCACUAUUCCUCCAAAACCCUCUACUGUGCGCUCCGGGCGCCCUCGGUGACCUGAAAAACUUCUUCCCCAAAGAGUUCCCCAUAUUGCCACAAAUGUCCGGCGGAAGUCUCAUCGGAAAUCCAUUCCACUCGCCAGCCGAAUCACCGAAAAGCACUUCGGACACAACGCCGGUUAAACACGCUCAACAACUCUCACCCCAAGCCAUGCCAAAUCCUCCUCCUCCUGCGCAGCAGCAGCAGAAGCCGCAAUCACAAAUCCUUCCACCGCAUGCGGUGCAUUCGCACCAUCAAGCCCCACCACCACCACCCCCACUACCACCGUCCUCUUCGGCUAACUCCUCCCCGAUGUCAGCGAUCCCCCUCGGCAACGGGCCCGUCAAAAUGGUCAUCAAAAAUGGAGUCCUAAUGCCAAAACAGAAGCAACGCCGCUACCGAACCGAGCGUCCCUUCGCCUGUGAACACUGUUCGGCCCGAUUUACGUUACGCUCGAACAUGGAGCGCCACAUCAAACAGCAGCAUCCCCAAUUUUGGUCCCAGCGACAGCGUGGCGGACAUCAUAUGAUGAGAGGUCGUGGUCACUCGGUUUCCUCAAUGGCUUCGAACGUUAGUCCAAGUUUGUCCCACCCCCAUCCGCAUCAUCAUCAUCAUUCGCAACAGCAGCAGCAGCAGCAACAACAACAGCAACACCAUCACCACCAAUCGAUGGCCGCAGCAGCAGCUGCUGCGGCAGCUUUUGGUGGAAUCUCCGACCAGGUUAAGUACGCCAUUUUGGCUCAACAGUCGGGUAAAGCUGCGGCCCAUCAUCGGCCCCCAGUUGCUGCGGAUGCUGCCAGCACCAUGCUGCAAAACAUCAUUGCUCAAGGACAGAAUCCGUUUGGGUCGCAUCAUUCGAUGCCACAGCAUCAAGAGCAUCAACAUUCCAGCCGGGGAUCGAGUGCCAAUCAUCAUGCCGCCAACAAUGGUCACCACGGGCUCGACGACGAGGAAGAGGAAGACGAACGGGAACUGGUGAUCGAUGAGGAGUUCCAACCGGAAGACCUCAGCAAGGGCAAUGAAUCCGAUCAGGAGCUGCCGCAACCGGUGGUUGCUCGGAAUCAGGAGAGUCCCGUUUUUCAGCAUAAAAUUUUGAAGCAAAAGCUGGAGGAAAGUAAGGAACAACGGCAGCAGGCAGCGAAAGCCGUUGCCGAAGGAAUUCUCGAGCAGGCAAUGCGUCAACGUAAGGAAGUGGAGAAAGAGAAGGAACCCAGCGCCCCUAAGGGGGCGGACGAGAGCGAUCUGGUGUCCGUCUCAAAGCUGGUGGACAACGCAACGAACGUCGCCUUCGAGAACUAUUUUAGCAGACCUGACGUGCCGCUGUCCCAGGAUCAAAGCGACGAGGAGGGUCUGGUGGCGUCCGGCUCGGCUUCCGAGAGCAACAACUCCGGUACCGAUGAUCCGAACCCAUCCACGCUGCAGCAGAAGAAAAAAUCCGCCUACAGUUUAGCACCGAACCGGGUCAGCUGUCCGUACUGCCAGCGGAUGUUCCCCUGGUCGAGUUCCCUACGGCGUCACAUCCUCACCCACACCGGCCAGAAACCGUUCAAAUGCUCGCAGUGCACGCUACUUUUCACCACCAAAUCCAACUGCGAUCGUCAUCUGCUCCGGAAGCAUGGCGACGUCGAGUCGGCCAUGUCCAUCCCCGUGCCGAUCGACGAUCUGCUGGAUCCGAAGCCGGAACCGAUUCCGGUUGCCGUUGCCGAAGCCAUUGCCAAAUCGAAAAGCACACCACCAACUUCUCGACCGGCCAGUCCGAAGCCGCCACAAAUCACUGCUCAACCGCCUCCCACAGCGACGAAAGAUGACGAAUCCGAACCUCCGAUCAAAUCCAAACCAGAAAAAGUACCCCCACCAGCAGCACCAGCUGCAGCUGAAGAGGAAGAGGACGACGACGAGGAAGACCAAUUCGAACCGAUCCCCUCCCCGGAACCAUCUUCGAUGGUUAAAGUCAAAGAAGAACCACAAGCUCCGGCGGACGAAAACUCCUCGCUGCCGGCCAUCAAUUCGGAUCUUCCCUUUAAGUGUCACCUAUGCGAGGGCUCCUUCGCGGAUCGGGUUUCCUGUCUGGAUCACAUCAAGCAGAACCACGUCCAGGAGUUUGCCCUGCUCAUGAACAAGGUAACACUCGAGACGGAAAGCGAAGCACCCUCGGCCUCACCGGAUGACGACGAAAGCGGUAACAAUGGCGAGGGUUGUGGCCGGGGUGGAAAGUAUCCCGACUACGCCAAUCGGAAGGUAAUUUGCGCCUUCUGUCUGCGUCGCUUCUGGUCGACGGAAGAUCUGAGACGGCACAUGCGAACGCAUUCCGGCGAGCGUCCGUUCCAGUGCGACGUCUGCCGCCGCCGGUUCACCCUGAAACACAGCAUGCUGCGCCACCAGCGCAAACACAAAUGUUCCCGCCUGAAUGGUUCCACGACGACCAACGGAAAAACCUUUGUCGCUUCGUCCGAUUUCAGCGAUGAUGAACCGGAGGUGGCAGCGCCACCCCCAGCAGCAGCAGCAGCCUGCACUCGAUCCAAGACACAACACCAACAGCUGUUUGGCAGCAAUUCGGCUGACCUGAUCGGUAACCUGCUGGGCAUCAGCGACCAGGGUAUCCUCAACCGGAUGCUGCUCGGGUCCGCCUCGGAAGCGGCCAAACUUCUUGGCGUGGAAAAGUGAACAACAGCUUUAGCAGCGUCUCAACCCCCCCAAUUCUAGUCAUACGUUCUAGAAGUUGUUACGAUUUGAACAGAACAGAACAACGAUUGCAGGAUUUCCAAUUGUUUUUUUUCGCUUAACGAAACAAUUGAUCUACACAGCAGGCCUUUAACAUUGUAAAUAGAUUUCCCGUUUUUUUUUUUUUUUUGAACCACAAGUACUGAUUAGUUGUGCAAGGAGCAGUAAGUAGGCGCCGCCAGAUUUGAAUCAUUUUUUUGAAGUAAGUUAGUCUUAAGAGCAUCCAAGCAAACGACGUGUUGCCUGACAGAGAGAAGAAGUUGACAAGAUUUCAUUCAAGUGCUUUUUUUUCGGGUUAGUUUUUUUCUCGAAUAGUAACGGAAAAAGUGGUGUGACAAUUUACGAGCAUAGAUUUACGAAGCAAAAAUCAAAACUAAAGGUAGGUUAAAAUCCACAACCCCCCAAAAACCGAAAAAAAACCUGUAUAAUAUGAACAAAGCGAGGGCUUUUCAAACCAAAACAACCAAACCGAAGUGGCUUAAAAGUGAGUAGCGCGUGUGUGUAACUUUAUCUACUUAAGUGUAAUCAAACACACACAAUGCCUUAAGCGAGAGAAUCAAAAAAUCUUAUUCUGUCCUUUUUUUCCUACGUUAAAAUGUGCUAUUUUGUUUUAAGUUUGUUGCCAUUCUUUUGUUUUUGUUAGGUUUUUAUUCUAUCUUCUCCCCCUCCCCCUUUUUAUGACGUCCCUAAUCUUAGGCCAAUAUUCGAAAGACUGUUUAUUUCCUUCUGGUUGUUUUUAAUUUCGAUCAUUCCUAAUCUAGUUUUAAUUAAAAAAAAAAAACAAA
Wyeomyia smithii (pitcher-plant mosquito) is the source of this 6499-nucleotide messenger RNA. Its product is annotated as ras-responsive element-binding protein 1-like. Gene Ontology annotation, biological process: regulation of transcription by RNA polymerase II. Lineage: Eukaryota; Metazoa; Arthropoda; Insecta; Diptera; Culicidae. The record is from RefSeq and is a predicted model, not a curated record. Gene Ontology annotation, molecular function: RNA polymerase II cis-regulatory region sequence-specific DNA binding; DNA-binding transcription activator activity, RNA polymerase II-specific. The transcript is spliced from 4 exons. Bases 120 to 5657 code for a protein of 1845 amino acids. Gene Ontology annotation, cellular component: nucleus.